Molecule: messenger RNA, 4356 nt
Organism: Dalotia coriaria
Lineage: Eukaryota; Metazoa; Arthropoda; Insecta; Coleoptera; Staphylinidae
Gene: Pka-R2
Product: cAMP-dependent protein kinase type II regulatory subunit
Exons: 4
Coding region: 708-1868 (386 amino acids)
Biological process (GO): negative regulation of cAMP-dependent protein kinase activity
Cellular component (GO): cAMP-dependent protein kinase complex
Molecular function (GO): cAMP-dependent protein kinase inhibitor activity; cAMP binding; protein kinase A catalytic subunit binding
Source: RefSeq, a predicted model, not a curated record
UUUUGGGUUAGUUUUUAACAUCGCCGCCAGCUUGUUCCACCUGUCCGUGUCGGCGCGUACCGUAGGUGACGUCCGAUCAUUAAUCAUCGAUUAUCACGAAUUGGAGCGCUCGGUGUGGUUCUCGCCGACGAAUUCUCGUUUGUUCGCUGCUACGAUUAUGCUGCGGGCUGCGUGAAAGUGACCGAAAGUCCGACAGACCCAACGUUGAUCUAAACGUGUGGAGUGUGUGCGUGCGUGUGGUGCAGGCCGAGAUCGCUGUGCUGUGUGCUCGUAGUGUGUGCUUGUGGCCGCAGCAGGCGGACCUCCAUUUUAGUCAGUCGCAGGACGCAGGGGACUGUGAGUGUGUGAUUUGGAGCACGCCAGCGUUCCGACGCCCAGUGCUAGUGUAACCAAAGUUGAGACUUCGUGUGCCAUCUCGAUCCUAAAUUCUAUCUGACGCCUCCUAGCAGGAUUCGUGGGCGCUGCAAAUCGUUCCUGUUGCUGGGCAGCGUAUUAAAACUGUUAUUCAAUUGACAUUUUCGACCGAAAUGUUUUAAAAUCACUUCAAUAAUUUUCGAUCUAUUUCUAUCUUUCGAUCUGAAUUUGUAAUGUAUCAGGCUGUGCUAUAAAAAAAGUUAUACAUUUAGCCAUUUCGCAUCAAAGAUCUGCUAGUGCAUCUCAAAUAUAUAUUAAAUUCGUCGAUAAACACAUCGCCCGAUACAGAAAAUAUGAGUCGCAAUCAAGGACAGCGUGUACAUGUUCCUGAUGAUCUAAGAGAAGUCCUGCUCGAAUUCACAAUCACUUAUUUGCUAGAGCAACCUGGUGAUGUAAUUAACUAUGCUGCCGAAUAUUUUACAAGACUGCGAGAUGCGCGUCAAACGGAUGUAAUCUAUGAAGGAAAAACUAUGGGAUCCCCUUCAUCUCCAGAGGAAUCCAUCAUUGGAGAAGAAGAGCCACCCGUUGCGAGGUUCAACGUAAGGCGCAAGUCGGUCUUCGCCGAAACAUACGAUCCUGAAGAGGACGACGAUGACGAAGGCAAUAAGGUUGUCUAUCCAAAGUCGGACGAGCAACGCCAGCAGCUUGCCGAGGCGGUGAAGAACAUCUUGCUCUUCCGGCCGCUUGAAAAGGAGCAAAUGAAUGAAGUUUUCGACGCAAUGUUUGAACGCAAAGUCGUCGCCGGCGAAAGUGUUAUUAAACAAGGGGAUGACGGUGAUAAUUUCUAUGUCAUUCACUCAGGCAUUUAUCAAGCCUGGGUGGCACCAGACCCAAGCAAGGAGGCCAAACUGAUUCACACCUAUCAAGGGUCGGGCAGUUUCGGGGAGUUGGCGCUCAUGUACAACAUGCCACGUGCGGCCACUAUCAUUGCACAAACGGACGGCUCACUAUGGGCAAUGGACCGGCAGACGUUCCGCCGCAUUCUCCUGAAGUCCGCCUUCAAAAAGCGAAAGAUGUACGAGAUCCUCAUCGACAGUGUGCCAAUGUUAAAGGCGUUGCAGAAAUACGAGCGCAUGAAUCUCGCAGACGCCUUGGUAUCGAGAACUUAUACGAAAGGUCAGCGGAUUAUAAAACAGAACGACGUCGCGGACGGAAUGUACUUCGUCGAGUCAGGAACUAUCAGUAUUAAAGUUAUGGACGACAGCGGGCAGGAAGUCGAGAUCAACACCGUCGGCAAGGGCGGUUACUUUGGUGAGCUAGCACUGGUCACUCAUCGUCCACGUGCUGCGUCUGCAUACGCCGCCGAAGAAGUGAAGGUGGCAUUUUUGGACGUGGAAACGUUCGAACGCCUCCUCGGGCCGUGCAUGCAGAUCAUGAAGCGCAAUAUUCACGAUUACGAAGAACAGAUGCUCAAAAUCUUCGGAUCACAUCAGAACAUCCGCGACAUUCGAUGAAUUGCCAGCCUUUUUCAAAUCCAAAAUCUCCUAAUUGUAUUCACAUUAAAUUAUUACGUGGGGGCGCAGUAAAAAGCGGCGGGUUGCAGUUUCAAUCAAUGAAGGGUGUGCGAGUCAACUACUAGUCAAGUGUACAUAAUCGCAAAAUGCAGAUGAACCUUUUGUGCUUAUCAUGUAUGUGUACUACCGGCCGUGCUCAACCAGCACGCGCGCGGCGCCACUGCGGGUCAGUGGGCUCGAUGCUCGCGCUGCCGCGCGGCCGAUUCGUCUGUAUGUGUGUCCAAAAAUCCAACUGAGUGUUAAAUUUACCACAUAACUUAUAUUAUCGAGUGCAACCCUUCAUGUGUAUUGUAUCAAAACAAAAAAUUUCAAUAUUGAACAUCGUCGCAAUCGAAUUACAACGUUCCGCCAUAUUUUUAAAUUUAAGUUUAUGAGUUAUUAUCGAUCUGAAGAGAAAUUUACAUCUGCUGGUCAUGUUAAUGCGACACAUAUCAUUCUAACGCAAGAUAUUAAAUCUCAAAGCCAGCAGGUGGGAUCUAUAUUAUACAUUAUUUUGUUGUUGACUUUUAUUUGGAGUUUUAUGAGUAUGUAUUUCAAGUUAUUUAUGACGUUUAUCUCAAAGAGAGAGAGAGAGAGAGAGAGAGAGAGAAAAGUACAAAGCAAGUUAAGAACAAUCUUUAAUAUGUUGUUUAAAUGUUAAUUAAAGCCAUAAUUCUUUCAAUUUAACGCGGAGACAUGUGCAACUGAAUGUAUUAUCAAAGAUCUGACGUAAUUACGCCAACCGAAAACGUAACAGUGCAAUAUUAUUUCUUAUUCAGACUGCUUUCUUUUUUUUAAAUCAAAAUUAUAAGAAAUCAUUAAUUGGAUAUAGAAAAUAAGAAAAUGACCUGCUCAUCAGACACAAAUAUUUGCAAUUCGUAUUGUUGUAUCCAAUGAGAAAUAUAUUCAACCAAUAAGUAUCAAAAUGAGAUUAAUUACCAUCAUAUUGCACAGAUUUCACACAAAAAUCGUCAGGAAGCAAUAUUUUCUAUUCGCUGUGAUACGAAUUGCAAAUGAAUUUCCGUCGACAUGAAGGCAGAAACAAAACUAUAAUGAAUGGAAAACUAUUAAGGCUGUUUAUAAUAAUAAUGUAUUAUAAUAUUUAUCAAUAAUUAUUGAAUAACUACUAUGGUUCGAAUGAAAUGAAAAGAAAGUCCAAUGCCUUUAUAUUAAAUCACUAAUUAAUAUGAAGUCAAACAUGUAUUAGAGAAAAUAUUGCAAGAAAGAUGAGAAACUAUUUAUUUUCAAAACGCAGAAAUGUAUUGGUAGCAGUAUGGCAUUAUAUCGGUUCGAGUACGAAAUUAAAUCAUCCAUUGAUAGCACGAGAGUAUCAUUAUGAAAUUGUUAACAAAUAGCAACUGGUGGAUUUUCAUAUCAAUAGGUAUCAGGUGAGCGGUUAAAUUUUAUAGUAUUUAAUUGUAUUAUGUAAGCAAAUGAAAUUGAUUAACCCUGUGUUUGCGUUCGCAGUAAAUUGGUCGCGGAGCUUAUUAGAUCCUAAGUAUCUCACUCACCUCUAAUUUCAUGUAGCUCUUAUAAUAAUCGGUACUUUUUGCAUAUAAUUACGAAACCACCACCAUCACAAACACUACCCUGCUGUACACUAAUGAGCUCCGUCUGAUAAAAAUAUUAAUAUUCGCACACAGUUCUAAUAUUUAAAUGUUUAGUAAUGUAAUAGCUAGGUGUAUAUUGUAGUGGCUUUGUCAGUAUUUUCACUGUCCGAUAAAAAGUGUGGUUGUUGAUGAUAAUGAUAUGACUUGACGAGACUUGAUUGAUCGAACGUAAUACAUCAACCGUUAUGAUAAUAUUUUCGAAUGCGAUUUGAUCUAUUGGGGGAUGCGGAUAGAAAAUUGAAGCGAAUGUGAAACGAUCUGGGUUCAUACUAUAUGUUUAAUUGUCACGUUGAAUGUUGAUUGUUUAUCGUGGUAAACGUUGCCCCUCCCCCCAUGAAAAAUAAUAAUAUGAACUUGAAACUUUUUACUUUGGACAGCAUUCACAUUUCUAAACUAAGCAUAUACUUUCGGUGAAUAUCGUAAAUAAAAACACUGUAAUCAUAACUAUCAACAAAAUGAAACGUUUGUACUUUAUAACUAAAAGAAACUGCACGAUUUUGAGUUGGAAUUGGUUUAGUUCUUAUUGUGUCUUUAUCGUAUUAUCGAAUAUUAUGUAAGUAACCAAAUGCGCACUAUCCACAAUAAUAAAAUUAUAGAUUUGCAAUGAUUGCAAUACGCCCAGUUGAAGCGAUGAUUUCAAGUAGUUACGUAAAUUUGAGUUGAAGGAAUUUUCGAUUCUGAAUGUUUGCCAUAUUAUGAAUUGUCACCUUAUUAUAUGCCAUAAUAUUCUAAACACUUGAGGGCCAGCCUGUUGGUCCGCCGACAACAACCUGUCUGAGAUUCCUUAGUCAUAUGUACUGCUUCCACGAUGAUGACUAAAUGAGCUUAUUAAAAUUAAA